UUUACCAACUGGUGCCCCAAUUUUGUAAACAAGCCAUUUUGGAACGAAAACAAAACUAAAAAAAAACUUUCCAAAGUUUUUCAUUAUUGUCUUCCUCACAGACGAAAUCAUGAAAAUGUAGAAAGGCAACUUACGCAAAAAGAAUGGGAGGGGGGUUGAUGCAAGAGAUGGAUACUAGGAUGAUGAGAUUAUUUGGGCCGAUAAAGCUCCACACAAAUAUUCUUCUUUUUUUGAUUAUAUAAUGGCUAAAACUGAUGAAACUACUGUCUGUUUACCAAUUGGUGUCUUCUGGGAUAUCGAAAACUGCUGUGUACCUAAAUGGAAAUCUGCUCUUCUUGUCGUAAAAGCUGUUCGGGAAAAGUUCUUCAAUGGACAUCGUGAGGUGGAGUUUAUGUGUGUCUGUGAUACGUCUAAAGAGAACAAAUACAUUAUACAAGAAUUAAAUCAAGCACAGGUAAAUGUCGUACAUAUAGAUGCUGUGAGCAAGAACGCUGCAGACGACAAGUUACGACAAAACAUUCGACGGUUCUCAGAUACACAUACUCCCCCUGCUAGAAUUGUCCUCAUAUCAAGUGAUGUAAAUUUUUCAACUGACCUGUAUGAUCUGCGAUACAGAAAGAAAUUUGACAUAAUCCUAAUACACAGUCAGCAUAUCCAUCAGUCAUUGCGUCUCUGCGCUACUGAAAGCUUCUUGUAUGAGGAUUUAGUCAAAGAUAUUCCUUGUAGAUCUCCUUCAAAGUCUGUAGAUACUGAUGCACAAUUAAUGGUGACUGGCUUCAGUGAAAAACUAGAUUCUAAAUGUAUCAGAUCCAAGCUUCAGAAACUGGCCUCUAACACUGGAGGUAAAGUUGUCUGUGUCACUGCCAAAUAUGCACUGCUUCGAUUCACUUCACAAACUUCGGCUAAACGGGCUCAGAGAAGGAUGGAUGGUCAAGACUUUUAUGGGAAUCAGAUACAUGUGGAUUUUUCUGCACCAGGACAGUACCCAAUGCAGGAAAAUAACAAUAAUUACUUUGAUAAAGGAAGACUUGACAAUCGGAAGAAUGUAAGCCCCAACAGAACCCGGCCAUACUCCCAGUCCCACAGGAAGAACUCUCCACCCAGGUCUCGUUUGCCCUUUCCACAACCUAAUGUGUCAAAGGUAGACAACUCUAUACCAAACCCAGGAGAAGUUAGCCCCCUUGAUGCAUUGUUAUCGGGUCAGCUGGAAACAAUUACUGAUGACCACACAGGUGGAGAUGGACUUCAGGGGCUGGUCAAAAAGUUUAGUCAGGAAAAUAAAUCCAGCAGACAGUUACUAAUGUUACAGCAGCAGAUAUACCAGGAAGAACAAGUUCCAAUUGGCACUGAAUCUACACAGUUCUACUCCCAGUUCACCAAGUACCAGGAAACCAGCUACUAUGGUUAUGGUAACCAUUGGCAACCACAAGGUUACCAUGACAACAGACAGUAUAUUGAUUGUUACCAACCAACUCAACCUUACAGUGAUUACAAUAGUAGUUAUUACCAGUAUCAGAAUACCCAGAAUCCCCCUCCACCAUAUCCCUAUAGCAACAUGAAUGUUCCUGCCAACAGAGGAUUUCGACCAAUCAGAUCAGCUUCUCCGAGUGAGAGUUCUGCAAGCUCCUCCCCCUGUGACUUCAACAGUGAAGAGUAUCCUGGAUCAGUUGACAUAGUUGUCAGUAACCUUGACUACAACAUCAGUCCAAGAGAGUGGAAGCAUAUUUUGUCUACAACUUUUCAUCCUCACAUAAAAAUAUUAUAUAUAGAUGUGUCCCUGCAGCCAGACAACACAUCUCUGGGUUUGAUCAAGGUUGGAAGUAUAGAGGAAGCAAGGUUUGCUAUCUCUCAGUUCCACAGGAAGAAGAUAGGCUACAAGAGAAUACAUGUCACAUUGAAAUCUGAUGACGAAAAUAAAACUGUGUCUACUGUAAGGUCAGAAGCUAUAUCUCUAUUAUCUGAGGCCAAGGAUAAUGUACUACCUCUCUUCAAAUUUAUAGAACUCUUCAAUAAAAGGUUUAAUCGUUCAGUUAGUGUUGCAGAGCUGUAUAAGAUGAAGGACACUAUAGAGAUUCGGGAGCAAGGUGGUGCUGGACGUAUGAUACACCUUGCUCCGGAACUACGGAAACCAGAUCAACCCAAAGAUACAGAGGACGGGGAGGUACAGGAGAUAAUAGAACAGGUUGUAUGUCCGUACCACUGUCCUGAAGGUAGUACAAUGUAUGCAGAGACUGUGAGUACAUCUAUCCUACCCAAUGUGAAGCUGCAGCUGAAAACAUUUGCUCCACAGGUUCACUCUCUUCUUAUGACACAUGAUGGUGAUCUUCCACUUAUGAGCUUCUCAGCAUGCUUCAGUGUGGAGGUAGCACCACUCGUCUAUGUUUAUGAGGGAGGUGUCCCACUGGAGCACCUCAUCAGCUGUGUGCCUGGGGUACAAAUUGUUGUCUCCCCUACUGGAGUGAAAAAGGUCCACUGGGCGGAAAACAAACCUCCAAAUUCACCAGAUUUGAGUCGAGGAGGACAGCAGUUAGCACAGUUCAGUAAAGAGAUUUUGGACUUGUUGAAAAGUUCUCCAAACUGUAGAAUGGCAUUCAGCAAGUUUAUACCUAGCUACCACCAACAUUUUGGACGUCAGUGUCGAGUCGCAGACUAUGGCUACAACAGACUCCUUGAAGUGUUUGAAUCUAUACCACAUGUUCUUCAGAUAUUGGGUACAGGAGACAGGAAAGUGCUGACACUGACGCACAGGGCACAGGUGAAACGGUUUACAGCUGAUCUGGUACGACUAUUGAAGAACAUUCCAGGAAGGAUGCUUUACCUGUCUUCACUCACUGAAGAAUUCUGUAAACUAUACAACAAGAACUGGGAUAUUAUAGAGUAUGGUGUAUGUCAUCUGGAUGAUAUGUUGUCAGAGUUACCUGCUGGUACUGUAGAUAUAAUGACCGAGGGACAUGAUACUAUCAUAGCUCUUCCUAGGAAAGAUCAGACACCCGAAGAGCAAGAGAGAAUGAAGCAGUUUGCCCUUGAGGUUGUUGACCUCCUCUCACAUAGUCACCAGUGUCGUAUGUUGUUUAACAAGUUCAUACCUGCCUACCAUCAUCAUUUCGGACAUCAGUGUCGAGUCAGUGACUAUGGAUUCACAAAACUUCAGGAUCUUUUUGAGGCACUACCAAAGAUUGUAGAGCUUCUUGAUGAAGGUGAGGAGAAGGUAAUACGUCUGACAGAACAGGAGCUGCGUAAAGUUGUCGGCGAUCAUAUAGUUGACCUCCUUAAACAGAAGAAAGUUCAGUGCUACCCGCUGGACAAUCUAAUGAUAGCUUUCACACAGCAUUAUGGCUACACCAUACCAAUGGAAGAUUUACAUGUAUAUAGCAUGGAACAGUUAAUGACAAAAUUGAAACAUGUUCUAAAGGUUGAAAUUUAUGAUGGUAAACAGUAUAUUGUACUGUCAGACCGAAGUAGUGCUCCCCCUUUAGCCAGGCAAGUUCUACAACUCUUGAUGGACCAGAGUGGAGGUAGUCUCCCUUUGAUGGAACUAUGCAGCAGAUACAAAACUACUUUUGGAAUUGAUCCUGAUGUCCAAAAAAUAAAGGAAGAAUUAUUAGACUAUGUGCAAAUAUCUGGAGAUGAUGAAUCUGGUGUGAUCAGUCUAACACGUCUACAGGUCCUUGCACGAGAUAUCCGUGUGCUACUACAGAAGCAUGGCAAGAUGUCACUGGCACAGUUUGAGAGGCUGUUUUACGAGCAGUUCUGUUUGGAGAUCAAACCUGCGUUGUAUGGGUUCCCGACCACUGUAGCCUUGCUUAUGGCUAUACCACAUGUUAUCAGCAUAAAAGGAAAAGGAAAUAGAAGGAUGGUUCAUUUAUCGGGAGACCUGCAAGGAUCAUUACCUAUCAUAGAUGAAUCAUACACCAGACCAGAUUCGGACACGCCCUCAAAUGAUUCAGGCUCUGCCCUCACAGAUGAAGACACACCUGUAGAGCAGAGGAAGUUCCUCCCUGCUGACUUGAUGAGUGGGGCUGUCCCCUCAAAUGUGCCAUCCCCCACCCUAAGACCAGAUCAAUUUGGUCAGCAGAUAGAUCUCAUCAAAUUUGAAAACAAUACCCCAGUUGCAGAUACCAGAGACAAAAUAUUUUCAUCUAUCACUGAUGACGAGCGUGCCCAGCAGAAGACACCACUUUGCCAUACCCCAACCUCUCAGCUAUUACAAUUAGCAGCUCAGUUUCUACCUACACCUCCCCCAACCCCAGUAGAAGAAUUGAACACAAAGAAAAGAAAUCCAUCAGAAGACAUUUUCGAUUUGAUUAAACAAGGGUGGUGGAGGGCGAGUCCAAGUCAGUUGCAGGAAGUUAGCGAAAGCAUAAAAAAUGCAGGGCUUGUGGAGAAAAUGGCACAGAUUGAAAUUGACUCCAAAAUAGCAGGAACUGGUUCCCCAGCUACUGAAGGCCAGAUGGGUUCAGAUUAUAAUGGCAAUUCAGAACAUUCUUCCAGUACUGAAGUAAAUAAAGAAACAAAUUAUAAACAAGAUAGAAACAAUAAUGAGAAAACAAAAAGUACUGGGACAGAAUACAAAGCUGCAAUCAACAGUCUCUCUGCCACUAUUGCAUACCUAAAGGAGCAAAAUGAGGAUAAAGAAGGUAAAACUCACGCAAAGGAUACCAUGGAUGAAAGCAAAAGCAACCAGUCUGAGAAUAAGAAAACGGAAGACAAACCUCCAGUUGCUCUUUGUCCACGCCCCCUUCAGCCAGGAUCCUACUGGUACUCUAAGCAAUUUCAGAUUAAAAGCGACAGUAGUCAAGAGUUGCCUAGCAACAGUAGUGAUGAGGUACGAAAAGUUCUCGCUAAUCUAGCUAAUACAAAACCAAAACAGAAGACCAGCUCUGAUUCACAGAAAGAGGAUGAUUCAAAAUCAGUUCCCCUUGCAGAAAAUACAGCUACUCCUCAUGCAAGUAUAGACACAAGUGAGUCAUUCUCUGCAGAGACUAUAACUCCAGAAGUCAGCAGAGAAAAUCUAUCUAAAGAAGUUGAUCUAAUCACAGAAAACCUUGAGAAAUCUGAAAAAGAUGUAAAAAGCAAUGAAUUACAAAAAUUUGGUGAUGUUCUGGAGAUGGAAAUAAAAGAAACUGAGAAGUAUGUGAGAAAUAAUAUCAACCAAGCUAUGAAAUCAGAAUCUGAUAAAAAUAGAAACAAAUAUUUUGGACAUCAUUUUGAAAGCUGUGUCGCAGCAGACUGCAUGUGCUAUGAGGCCGUCUUUCGUCAAGAUCACCCAAUCGAGACAAGCUCGAUUAAAUCGGAUUCAAGCUUUACAGAAAGCCCCGAGUCUUCGCCAAAGAAGAAAAUUUUACAGCGUCAGCAAAAGUUGAGCUCCAGUUCUCUAAGUGAUGAGUCUGGCAACAGCUCAAUCAAUAGACGUAGGUCUAGAAUUGCUGCAAAGUUUGAACAACCUUUGGAGUAAGGUUAUAUAUUACUCUGUUCAAGGCUUUCAGUGUAUAUGUAUCAGCAAAGAGCUGCAGGCUUGAUGCAGUUCUUGUUUCUGCUAUGGUCUUCUUUUUUGCUUUUUGUGCACAGUUGUUAAAGACACUUAUUACUGAUUUUAUUUUUUUUUUCUUGUUUAUUUUACGUGUCUUCCUGAAGGAUUCAUUCUGUUUACAGUUUGUGCAGACAUUUAAUAUUACUAUAUUAGCACAGAAAUUACUGAAUAAGCCUUUUUGACAAGAUAUCUUCAUGAAGUUGUGUUGUUUGAGAUAACAUGUAAGAAAAUCUUCCCUUACCAAAGGGCAGACAUAUUUUUGCAGAACUGCAAAAAUUAUCAUACCACUGAACAAAUACAUGCUGAGAUUCAACUUAUUAAUUAUGUUAUUGAAAGUACAGGUCAUAUGUUUAUAAGUUUUAACAUUGGGCAGUUGUUAUACCUAGAUCUGUUUACAAGAACUCACUGGUUCAGUAGCUAAUCAGUAUCAUCCAUCAGAGGUUCAUCAUAAUCAGAUGAACCUCUAAUUUAUUUCUUUCAUUUAUUUAGUGAGCAUGCGCACUUGUUAUCACUACCAAGAGUGGUUUCAGCCAAUGUUUGCCAUCAUUCGGCAUUCAAACGACAUCUUAGCAAAGUACUGGCUACAAAAGAAUAAAGAAGAUAUUGUAUGACAGCAAUUAAUAGAUUGAUUCCUCUAAUCGGAUGUUUAGUAAUUUACCUCAAGAAAUAAUAGAUUCCUUGUAAUUCAACGUCGAUAUCAGGAAGGACAUGGUCAUGCUUGUCACAGCUGAUUUUGGUUUGUUUUGAAACGUUGCUCAUUGGCUAAAUUGUUUUACCUGUAAUGUAAUCAAAUUAAAAAGGCUUUCGACAAAAUGUGCCAGAGUUUCAGUUGGGGAACCAUAGACUUCUGGUAUGUAAGACUGUAGCAAAUACUCAUGUUACUUUCUACUUAGUUUUAAUUUUUUAAGGGUAAAGCAGUUUUGUUUGUGAAAGGUGAGGAAUCAUUUUAUAGCUUGGAUGGAACAAUUUUCUGAAAAAUUUGAAAGGAAUGUGUAGAACUCGGCAUGUAUUUGUUCAGUGGUUGCCUUAAACCAGGCUAACACAAGGUUAUCUUGUAGCCUGGUUCAGGCAGAGUGGACAUGCAUAUACUUACAGUGUAUGGUGUUUGACAGAAUUAGAUAAACAUUCUAUUGCAAAAGUGUAGAUACAAGAGUUUUUGUAACAAGCUAAGGAAAGGCUUUUACAAUGUAGAUAAUGUACAGAUUUGUUAAGGCUAAGUGAGAACAUGUUUUUGAUUCAUCUUGUAUGAGAGAUAUUUAUGAUAAGCUUAGAUAAUAUAAGGUAAUGAAAGGUAAACCUCUGAUAAUUGAGAUGUUUAAGAUUUAUCGUAUGAAGAUGCUUUGACUUCCAGUGCUUUGUAAUAUAUGUUUUCAGUCUAUAUAUGGUACUCUCUGUACAAUUUAUUUGUAUUUUAAAGAUACUUCACUGUGAGAAGUGUUCAAAACAUUUGCCACUCAUUGCUGUGGAUUUGAGCUUCAGCUUGGCUGAAUUCUUUCAAGUAAGCCAUAUGGAUGAUCUAAAUACAUGCCUGAAGUAAUGCUAUAAGGGGAACCUUUGGUUUUCUUUCACUGUUUGAUCAUAAGCAAUAAAAGCUCACCCAAAAAAUACCAGAAAUUACUUAGAAAAUUUGUCAAUAAAUGUUGGGACAAAACAUACUUUACAAAGACACUUGGAUAAAAGCAGAAUAAACCAGGCAAACACAAGAAGUAUCUCUUGUUGCUUGGUUAAAAGUACACUGUCGGUCCAGUGGAAUAUUUACAGCAGAUUGAUUCACCAUCAGAUUCUGGCAACACUUAUGUAAAUUGGGUACAUAGUUAAUAAAUAACGUUCUCUACAUGUGUAGAUGUUAAUUUGUAUUUGGCAAAUUCAGAUUUUAAGACUUUUUUAAUAAAUUAAGAUCAAUUUUCGUCAUAUUAGGCUUUAGGUAAGAGGAUGUUUUUACCUUUGAGGAGCCACAAGGAAGGUUUUCCGACUCCAAAGCAAAGUUGAUUGAAAUUUGUUAGUUUUUAAAGAGAGUAGGUUCAUAAUGUAUUGCUUUAAAAUGGUAUAAUCUGUGUAAAAAAGCUUGCGCUUAAAUUUUUGCAGCUAGGUUGAAGUAAUUUAAUGAAUAAAUUUUACUAGUGAUGGGAAAAGUUCUCCUAGUAAAUAUUUCACUGGUUAAGACUUGCAUUAGAGCAUAUAUAUAUAUACACACUUGUACAUAGAAUAUAAUGAUAUUUGUUAACUGAUUAAAUGUUAAUUAUAAA
Messenger RNA from Mercenaria mercenaria, 7776 nucleotides. Its product is annotated as meiosis regulator and mRNA stability factor 1-like. Gene Ontology annotation, biological process: post-transcriptional gene silencing. Gene Ontology annotation, molecular function: CCR4-NOT complex binding; RNA nuclease activity; mRNA base-pairing post-transcriptional repressor activity. The record is from RefSeq and is a predicted model, not a curated record. Gene Ontology annotation, cellular component: cytoplasm; peroxisome. Bases 242 to 5455 code for a protein of 1737 amino acids. The transcript has 26 exons. NCBI's taxonomy places the organism in Eukaryota, Metazoa, Mollusca, Bivalvia, Venerida, Veneridae.